UCAUGGUCUAAUAGGUGAUGGUGCAACAUGCCCGUCGCUGCAGACCUCACAUUUCUCGUGGUAUGUCAGGAUCAUCAGGGUCGGUGAAAUCGCAAAUCGAAGACAAACGCACAAGCUUAAACAAGGAUGGAGGACACGAAACAAGAAGAUCCAGAAUUUUGGUACACUAGUAGAAAAGAUGGACAGGUGUCUGAGAAGACGACAAAAUCGAGGGUGCGCUCAAAAAGUCACAGCCCAAGUCGUCUCCAGGGAAAUUCAACGUGCAACUUGAACCCGACUAGUCAAAUAGAUUGUCCGCUUAACAGUUCUUCAUGCCUGGUCUCAUUGUCAACAACUGUCAGGGUUUCAAACGGCGACCAGAAAGAAGAAGGUUUGGAAUUUGAGCGUCGGGAGACACCGGAAGAGGAUUGCAGGAAUGCAUCAUCGAGACAAAAACAAGGGGAUACUGUCUCUCAUGCAACUACGGAGAAGAAAACUUCAUCCGCAAAGAGAAAAAAGAAAAGAUCAAAGGCCAGAGCUCGUGAUCGUGCCACCAUGCAGUUCAUCAAGAAGGUUCAACAUGACUCUAACCCUGUCUCUGAGCAGAAUACAUCAGGACAGCACAGUUCCUGUAGCGACGGGGACGUGGAUGACGUGAGCGGGAGAGAUGGAAUCCAAAGUCUUCCGUUGAACACUUCAAAUUUAGACUCGGAAAAAGCCACCCCAGUGAUGGCCUGUAAUGUCCAUCCAGAAUCUGGACUAAGAAAUGUCGCACCAUGUUGGUCAUCCAACCCUGGAGUGCACGGUCUGUGCCCGACUAUGACCCACAAUGCUUAUGUUCUUCACUGGCUACAGCAGCAAACAGGCCCGGUCAAAAACCAGCACGUAGAGGGAACUCCGCGUAGUCUCGGUAGUCCUUGUCACCAGACUUUCCAGGCCGCUUGUAAUGCGUGCAGUGGUCUGCCGCUGCAUAGCAGCCCAGUGCGUCAACCGCUGCACGCGCACAGUGGCUGCGCGUGUACCCCCAGCAAGCAAGACGUGACAAAUGAACUGAUCGCCAUGAUCCAGCAGGAGGCCUCGCAGACGCCGUGCUCGUUCCAGCUGCCAGCACCUAUGGUCCCAUGCCAAGGUCAAUCCCACAUUCCCAUCUCUCCGGACGCGCAGUCUUUCCUGGCAAUGUUGCAGCGCCGACCCGAAUUGCUAGCUUCACCCUGCAGCGUCUGUUCCGUGCAGCUGUCUCCCGGGAGCGUCGCCCAUCCCUGUACGAACCAGACCAAGCCGUGUACUCCUCACGGAGGUCAAGCGUGCAAUACCCCCCAGGGCUCAACUUGUCCAUCUUUCCUCAGCCCGCCCCGCAUUCAGCAUAGCAGUCCCUAUGUCCACUGCCAUUCUCCAAACCUGUGUUCCUUAGAGCACGCCGCCGCGUUGUUACAUCAGAGUCAACUAUGCGACAGUCCAGUACGCCUCAAUACCAGCAGCCUGAGAGCUAGCUACGGGAGUCCGUCAAGACAAGUGAUGAUGCAAAAUAGUUCCGUCAACUCAUCUCAGCAGAUUUUUGAAGAUAGCAUGGCAUCCAGCCCUUGCCGCAAUGCCAGUGCUGACAGGGCCAAAUUUGAUGACAAAGGUGCCAGUGAUAACCCGCCUCCCAUCGGUGUCUUCUGGGAUAUUGAGAAUUGCGCCGUGCCUCGGGGAAAGUCGGCAUUGGCCGUUGUUCAGAGUGUCAGGGAUCGAUUUUUCACCAACCACAGAGAAGCGGAAUUUAUGUGCGUCUGUGACAUCAAUAAGGAGAGCACGACAGUAAUACAGGAACUUAACGACGCACAGGUGACCGUGGCACACAUCAAUGCUACAGCAAAGAACGCAGCAGACGACAAACUGAAGCAAAGCUUGCGCCGCUUUGCUGACACACACAACCCUCCAGCUACUGUGGUACUCAUAUCAGGUGAUGUCAAUUUUGCACGUGACCUGUCUGACCUACGACACCGUAAUAACCUCAGAGUUAUCUUGAUCCAUCGAGAUGAAGCAUCUGAAGCCCUGAAGGCAUGCGCCAAUGAGGUGGUCAGAUAUCAAGAUCUCGUCCAGGACUUACCUUUCAGAUCACCCAAUAAGCAAACGGCCAUUGAAAGCUGCACUCUGAUCAUCCAUAACCUUCCUUGCCGCAAAGAUACCACCCAGCUGAGAAAUCGUCUCAGGCAACUGUCGGACAAUUGUGGGGGUAAAGUCAUUCACAUGUCGUACAAGAAUGCCGUCAUCCAGUUCCCCAAUGCAGAGAAAGCAAGCAGGGCCAAGAUCAGACUGGACGGAGAGAAUGUAUUUGGUAACAAGAUCUCGGUCGCUUACCCCAAGAACAAGCUCCAGUCCCGCAACGCAAACUCACCGGCGAGAUAUUCGAGCAAGGCGUCACCCCAGUUGGCUCAGGAUUUGAACGACGAUAUGACAGCAUCCGACAGUCGAGGAGACGAUGAUGCAGAUUGCUCCGAUCCGAAGGACGAUGCCAUCGAAGGACAGGAUGGCCCUCAAGAAGAGGGGUCAUCGAGAUCGGACACUGAACACGGGGCCUGUAGUGAGUCUCUCAACAAGGAUGGGAACUUUAGUCGGUCCAGUCAGCCGCAUUCCAGCUCCGCAGAUUCCCGUAAGCCACAAGCCACAGACGAGCCGGCAGCACGGAAUGCCUCAGCCAGCAGGAUAGCUGCAGCAUUUAGACCCAUACAGCACGAUGCAGCAUGCAGAACCGAGUCUGGUGACAGACCUGGGAGCAGCGCUGACAGCAAGCCGGUUGUUGAGAUCUGGCCACAGAAAGACUUGCAAGAUGCUGACGCUAAGGGUGCUGCUAACAAGAGAGGCUUCUUGCCUGUGCCUGCCUCUACGGUCUCGCUGAUGAACUGGUCGUCAACAGUUGGGAUGAACCAGCAGUCAAUCCGACCUCAGAUUACAGGACAGCCCAGCUACAAUGCUGACGCGGCACCGGGUCUGUUGCCAUUCAAACCAGCACCAUCAGUUCAGCGCAUUCCAACCCCACCGCAUCCUCCGCAAGGGCAGCCCGUCUGGAACCCGAGAGAUUACGAACCAGUCGGGCAGUCGCCAACAUUGAGAGGCAUCUACAGGCCGCCCUCACCGAUGCUGGCCAAUCCCAUGGGUGACUGGCAGUACAUGUCUGUCCAGGACUCGGACAACGGCGUCAGGAAAGGGGCGGAGUUGCUGGUGACCAACUUGGACAAUAAAAUGUCGCGACAGGACCUCAAGAAAUGUCUCCUGGCCAAACUCAAUGAUCACUGCAAGGUGCUUCAUCUGAUCUUUGGGAGUCCGGUGCCAGGCCGUUACCAAGUUGUUGUGCGAGUACCUAGUGUCCCAGAUGCCAUCAGAGCCAUGGCCAACAUUAACAGAUGUCAGAUUGGCUCCAGACUGGUCCACGUGUCUCUAUUAAUGCCCAGUGAUACCAAUGCUGAUAAACUCAGGCUGAUGAUCAUUCCGAUGCUACAAGAAAUCCCUGGAAUGUGCCUUCCAUUGUGUGAUUUGAAGCCCUCAUUUGAACACAGAUAUCGACAGACGUUGUAUGUUAGCGAUUUGUAUCAGAUACCUGAUACGGUGACGAUCCGAGAAACUCCGAUGGGGAAGGUGGUUGCCUUGACAACUCAGAGCAGAUCCAGCACACCCAAUUCAGGGAUUCAUUCACCAGCGGGGAACCAGUCACCGGCGUCCUUCCUCCCUCUCAAAGAGCCUGUGCCAGAGCCCUGUGAAGCCUUCUGUUCCGUGCACGAUUGCCAAGACUCGCUUCAGUACAGGAACCUGACUCAGGAUCCAUUUGUCGUUGUGUCGGUCAGAACGUUCGCUGCCCAAGUUCACACGCUACUCCUGAUGCACAACGGAAAGAUACCUCUUGUCAGUUUUAUGGUUUGUUACGCUGCUGAAUUUGCCAAGUUGACAGAGGACUAUGAGGACGGAGUACCUUUGGAACAUUCAUUGACUUGCAUCCAAGGUGUGCGCGUAGGAGUGAGUCGAGAUGGCUACAAAACCGUUUGUUGGGAGCAGAGCAAACCAGAGGCAGAAAAUGGAAGCCGAAGCACGACUCCUUUGCUGCCUCCACAGUUAUUCCAGUUCAGCAAGGAGGUUGUAGAACUUCUCAAGCAUACUCCAAGAUGUCGACUGGCCUUCUCCAAGUUCAUCCCCAGCUACCACCAUCACUUUGGUCGCCAGUGCCGCGUGGCCGACUACGGCUUCCUAAAGCUCAUAGAACUCUUUGACGCAAUAUCACAUGUGCUGCAGGUACUUGGAAUAACUGAAAAUAAACUGCUCACGUUGACGCAUCGGACACAGGUUAAACGUUUCUCCCAAGACUUGCUAAAAGUGCUGAAAUCACAAGCCAGCAAACAGAUAACUUUCCAGGAGUUUCCGUCAGCCUACCUGCGAUGCUUCAAUAAGCCGUGGAAGGUCACAGAUUAUGGAGUGUGUGAUCUCCAAGACUUACUGACGGAGGUUCCCGAAACCAUGGCCAUGAUAAAUUGGAAUGGGGACGACACCGUGGUCUUCAUACCGAAGAGAGAGCAAAACAAGGAGGAGCUGAUCCGCAUGCGCAAGUUCAGCCGGGAGGUAGUUGAUCUCCUCGCCUGCCAGCCCCGCCAUCGCAUCCUCUUCUCCAAGUUCAUCCCCACCUAUCAUCAUCACUUCAGUCGUCAGUGCCGAGUCGGCGACUACGGCUUCAACAAACUCCUGGAGCUGUUUGAAGCGAUGGAGGACGUCAUCCAGGUUGAGGAACAAGGGGACGAACGCGUAGUCAUACUGACCGCGAAUGAACAGCUGGCUGUCGUAGCUCAUCGCACGUCGGAAAUCCUACAACGGAACCGUCUCCACCUCAUCAACUUGGGUGUGUUCCACGAUGUUUACACCAGGUGCUACAUGUACCCAAUCUGCCUCAAGGACUUCCAUGCCAAGAAUGUGCAAGAGCUGCUGGCUAGAUUUCCUCAUGUGGUUGAGGUAGUCAGCGAUGGUUCCAUAGAGCGUCUGCAUCUGGUGGAGAAAGUCCACCUCAGCCAGUUGGCACAGCAGAUGUUGGUGGUGCUGUUGGAAACGGAACAGGGGUACCUUGCUAUCACUGAUGUCCAAACCGCUUAUCGCAGUGUCUGGCACCAAGACUUGAUUCCCAUUGAAUAUGGGCACAGCAGGCUGGUCACGCUCAUGAAGAUGCUUCCGUACGUCCUCAAGGUACAGAACGAAUGGUUGGAUGACUGCUCCGUGGAACUGACCCCAGCCCACCAGUUUGCGCGCAGGGCCCGCUACGUCCUGAUCAUGGAUAACCGGUUGAGCAUGACCCUUCAGGAGUUGGUCACUAAAUAUCACCGGCUGUAUGGAAUGGAGCUGCAGCCGGCCAACUUCGGCCACAGCACGCUGACCUCGCUGAUUGAAACGGUGCCCAGAGUCCUGUCACUAGUCAACAAGGGAGCAAAACGAGCCGUGACUCUCAAUCCGAGUUGCUUAGUUCCUGGCUUGCAGAUGGACAUGGGGAAGACCAACUCUUUACGAAGACUAAGUGAUCAGCGACUGUCCUAUGUUAAAGGAGAGCAUCCUAGACCGUCAUCUACCCCUGUGGAAUCAACCAGACCCUCUAGUUCACCGCGGCUAGUUCCUUCGGCAUCUGCCCAAUCUCUGAGUAGCCCUUUGGAGGCACCUCCUAUCUCAUCAGAUGCAUCAGUCAGCCCAGCAGUUGUGGAGAGAUCGUCAUCGUCGGCAGUCUCUCUGUCCGACAGGAGAGAAGAAUAUGCAACACCUCCAGAGAAGUCAAGCAGCGACUUGGAAGGCCGGACUUUGAGCACCCCUUGCGACAUCUCCAAGGCCUCACGACGACCCGGUACCAGGAGCCGAGGACGCUGUCAGCUGGCCGCCAAUUUUUCAGUGAAGGGAAGCGAAUAGGUUCAGCACGUGUAAGUAAAUACGACAGUAGGGCUGUUUGGAUUCCGAGGUCGCCAUGCGAUGCACGUCACCGUUCGUACCUUGCACUUUAGUUAUCUCAGUUAUUUGACCUGUGGUCAUGUUUUGAAUGUUUAUAAAUUGUCUUCAAGAUGUACAUGAAGUUGAGGUUCAUGUAAUGAGAAAGUUAUUUUUCUACAGUCAGUACUGAAGUGAAAUUUGAUUGCAUUGCCGUCCCUGAAAAUGUCAACUCUGAUUGAGAGAGUUAAUCGUGCAAGUUAAUUUUUUGGCCCAUCAGUUAGUCAUGUGUUGGGAAUUAAGCCAAUAGUUAAAGAGCACCUCUGAAGAAAA
This is a messenger RNA of Acanthaster planci (crown-of-thorns starfish), 6231 nucleotides long. RefSeq names its product meiosis regulator and mRNA stability factor 1-like. The record is from RefSeq and is a predicted model, not a curated record. Gene Ontology annotation, molecular function: CCR4-NOT complex binding; RNA nuclease activity; RNA binding. Gene Ontology annotation, biological process: regulation of gene expression. Gene Ontology annotation, cellular component: cytoplasm; peroxisome. NCBI's taxonomy places the organism in Eukaryota, Metazoa, Echinodermata, Asteroidea, Valvatida, Acanthasteridae.